AUGACGGAUUCAAAGAAACCGCAAGAACAGACACAAUCCCACCCAUUUGAAACUGGGGAUGAAAUUAGUAAAAACUCUAAGGACAAAGAGAAUGAAGAAAAUAAGAGUUCUUUUGAAGCCAUUAUUGAAGCUGGUGCACGAACUGGUAUAACCAUUUUAUCAUUGAAGGAGGAAUGUUUGAUUGCCAUUUAUAUGUGGAUCGUGAAAGAGAUUAUGAACCGUAAAUCUAAUAUGUUCAAUACAUCAGAUGAUCAUGGUUUUUCAAACAAAAAUCUCAAUGCUUCAUGCGAUAAAGAACAUCAUCGUUCUAGCUCUUCUCCCGAAUAUAAUGACACUUUUCAUAAAAGAUUUACUGCCAUUAAAGAUUUGACUGAAAACUUGAUAGGCAAAACAGUGUCGGUCAGAGGCGCAGUAACGUACUCUUCUGGGAUAAAGUUAUAUGCAUCAGAAGUCACUUUUACGUGUGCGGAGUGUAACGUAUGUCAGACAUUAGAAUUUAGUGGAGGAAAAUAUUAUUUUCCAUUCAAAUGUAAAACUUGGGGAUGUAAAAGCAAAGAGUUCACUCCCAUAUUAAAAUAUAAUGAGGAAACAAAUAAAAAAGAAUUUGCUGAUUGGCAAAUAAUUAGGCUUCAAGAAGUAUGGGAUGGUUAUGGUGAAGCUGCAGCACUUCCAAUGAUCAUUGAUUGCGAAUUACGUGACGAAUUGGUAGAUACUGCCAAACCAGGUGACUUUGUUUCUGUUACUGGUAAACUUGAAGUCCAUGAAAUUCCAGUUAAUGAAAAAGCGAAAGGUUCUAUGAUGCACAAUCUUUAUAUUGGUGUUACUGAGAUUAAGAAAAUCUUGAUCUUUGAAAACUUUUCACGUGACUGUCGCGAAAAUCUUACGAACCCCGAGGACACAUAUUUUUCGCUGACCGAUUUGUUCAAAAUAAAACAUGUCAUUGACUUUCAAUCUGAUGACCUUUUCAAGCGAAUAGUUAAUUCAUUUUGUCCGAAUGUUUACGGACACGAGAUUGUUAAGGCCGGAAUCUUAUUAACUCUAUUUGGUGGAACUGAUGAUAGUGCAAUUAAUGUCUUAAUCGUUGGCGAUCCCGGAACAGAUAAAAGAGACUUUCUCGACGCAGCAAAUAAAGUAGCUCCGCAUACUGUAUUCACACCAAUAACCCAAGCCGGUAACUCUCCUUUAAUGCCGUUAUUGCACCAUGAUAAACGAUCGGGAGACUUAAUUCUUGAAGCUGGAUCAUUUGCAUUGAGCAAUACGGGAAUUUGUCGAAUUGAUGAUUUUGAAAAGAUAACUCAACCUAAUGCUCUUGCGGAAGCAAUGUCUAGACAAACAAUCUCUAGAACUAAAUUGCUAUCAGAAAACCUUAAAAUCGGAAACGCUCUUUUGUCGAAUUUCGACCUUAUUUUCUUAUUGCUGGAUAUUCCAGAUGAAGAAAUGGAUCAUUAUCUCUCUGAGCGCGUUAUGACGGUUCAUUCAGGUGUUUAUUCAGAAGAUAAAUUAGACAAAUCACAGAGAUAUGUUCCUUCACCGAGUAACAUAAACAUAAGUCAUUUAGUUGGUAUCCUGCCAUUAUCUAAACGAUUAAAGAUUAGCACAGAGGACAAAGAUAUGACUGUGCUACCUCUAUCACUUUUACAAAAAUAUAUUGCAUAUGCGCGUAAGUAUGUUCACCCACGUCUUUCACAAGAAGCACGAGAAAUGAUCAAGACAUUCUUUGUGAAUAUGCGACAUAAAUAUCAAUUUGUGGAUGGAACGCAAAUAACAAUCCGACAAUUAGAAACAAUGGUACGAUUAUCGCAAGCCAGGGCCCGAAUGGAAUUGAGGGACAUUGUAAUUAGUGAAGAUGUUGAAGAUGUUGCAGAAAUAAUGGAGUUUUGUCUUUUUAGAAUUCAAAAAGAUGAUUUUGGAAAUAUUCGAACUAAAGCAAAGACAAAAGCUGUUAUGAGAUCUGGAAAGCAGGCAGAAGCAAAGAGAUUUUUAAACGAGCUUCAAAGACUUGGAAACGUAAAAGGAAACUACGUAUUUACGAUUCAAGACAUGCAACAAAUUGCCACAGGUAAUUAUACUAUAAAUGUAUAA
Messenger RNA from Cetraspora pellucida, 2082 nucleotides. The record is from the annotation of a GenBank genome assembly. Lineage: Eukaryota; Fungi; Glomeromycota; Glomeromycetes; Diversisporales; Gigasporaceae.